Emiliania huxleyi CCMP1516 is the source of this 624-nucleotide messenger RNA. RefSeq lists its product as hypothetical. The record is from RefSeq and is a predicted model, not a curated record. Lineage: Eukaryota; Haptophyta; Isochrysidales; Noelaerhabdaceae. Bases 1 to 624 code for a protein of 207 amino acids. Gene Ontology annotation, molecular function: catalytic activity. The transcript is spliced from 3 exons.
AUGCCCGAGCUUAAGCUCGAGACUGGGAACACUGAGGAGCAGUGGGCGAUGCUCAGUGCGCUCGCGCAUACGACCGCGGCCGCGCCGGCGGCCAAGCAGUCUCCGACUGCCGACCAAAUUGACCGCGAGUCUGGCGCCGCAGCAGCGGCAGAGGCCCUGAUUGCAACGCUGGACACGGCAGCGGUGCUGGCGGCGGCGGACGCGGACGCCGUGGCGUACGCCGACCUGCAGCGCUCGUGGAAGGACGCGGACAUGUCGGCCGAGGAGAAGGCCGCGGUGGAGGCACGCGCGCUGGCGGUGCCGGUCCAGCUGGUCGAACGGUGCCACGCGUACGUGCUCGCCAUCCAAGCCUUCCUCCCCUCGUGCAACCCAAACAUCACCUCGGAUGCAAAGGCGGCCCUCACCGCUCACCACUCACCCUCUGCCCGGCCCUCAGUGACUCCCGCCCCCACCACGCCCCUCGCAAAGGUUGGUAUCCACCAGCUCGCGGGCGCGGCGCGAGCAGCCUUCCAGACGGCGCUCGUCAACUCUCCGCCGGCCGCCGAGCGCGAACGGCUGCGCGGGCUGCUGCGCGAGAUGCGGGAGGUCGAGGAGGCGCUGCUCGAGGGCGAGGCGUGUCCGUGA